Messenger RNA from Cavia porcellus (domestic guinea pig), 3712 nucleotides. RefSeq names its product SIN3-HDAC complex associated factor (gene Sinhcaf). Gene Ontology annotation, cellular component: Sin3-type complex. NCBI's taxonomy places the organism in Eukaryota, Metazoa, Chordata, Mammalia, Rodentia, Caviidae. Gene Ontology annotation, biological process: negative regulation of cell migration. The record is from RefSeq and is a predicted model, not a curated record. Bases 1183 to 1848 code for a protein of 221 amino acids. The transcript has 6 exons.
AAAGAAUCUCAAACAAAUAGAAAAUUAACACUAAUACAUUUCAUAUUGUUAUCUUAGUAGUUGUCCAGGUUAUAAGAUACAGGCACAGAAAAAUGAGCAAACACUCAAAACAGUGAGAGCACAAAUUGUUCUUUUGAAUGAACUAACAGAUUUGUAGCAUAAAAAUGUGGAACACCUCAUGAAUUUGUGUGUCAUCUUUGUGCAGAGGCCAUGCUCUUCUGUAUCAUUCCAGUUUUAGUAAAUGUGAUGCCUCCUGCCUUGCCUUGGUUGCCCAGAAUUGCCUUUGCUAUUCUAGGUCUCUUCUGGUUUCAAAUAGAUUUUAAGGUGUUUUUUCUAAUACUGUGAGUUGGUGCUAUUGCAAUUUUUUUUUUUUUUUUUGCUAUUGGAAUUUUGAUCAGAAUUACGUUAAACAAGGUCUCAAUUUUUAAACAUACUUUGUGAGAUUAUACUGUUACCCAAUUUGCUUGUUACAUAGAACAAGUUUUCCUGCACACAGUACAUAGUUCUUAUCUUUUCGUAUACCAACAGAUCUGUAUUCUUUUUAAGGGCAGAAACAGUACUUCAUAGUAUGAAGAUAGCAUAAUUUAACCAAUGUGAAAGUCCAUAGGUACUUAGGUUGUUUGCCUUUCUUUUCCUUUUUCGACAUAUUAGGUCAGUCAUUUUUAGAAAAAAAAAUGAUGACUAGAAGAUAAAUGUUUGGGUUUAUGCUACUUUUCUUUCUCUAGUCCAUCCAGGGACAUUUUCAAGUUUUGAAGAUAUUUUUGGACAGAAAAUGCCUGUAUUUCUGAAUAUAAAAAAGCCAGAAGGACUCAAAGGUGGAAUUGGGGAAAUUAUUAUAGGGUGGUUAUUGGAAUCCUUUAAAGCCACACAUGAGCACCUGACAGGUGUUACUUUUAUCAUAGUGAGAACCCUCUAUAUGUCUCAUUUUCUUUUACAGCUGAAAGACUGAGUGGGGGGGGGCUUGUGCAUACUAGGCAAGUGCUCUACCAUUAAAACUACAUCCCUAUUCUUUCUUUCUUUCUUUCUUUCUUUCUUUCUUUCUUUCUUUCUUUUUUGGUCUUUUUGAGAUAGGGUCUCACUGUGCAAUUCAGGCACUCACUUUGUAGCCCAGCCUGGUCUUGAACUCAAGAUGAUCCUCCUGCCUCAGCUUCCAGCAUUGCAGACUGCUGCCCAGAAGAAAAGAUGUUUGGUUUUCACAAGCCAAAGAUGUACCGGAGUCUGGAGGGCUGCUGUAUUUGCAGGGCGAAGUCCUCCAGUUCCCGAUUCACGGACAGUAAACGCUACGAAAAGGACUUCCAGAGCUGUUUCGGGCUGCACGAGACUCGCUCAGGGGAUAUCUGCAAUGCCUGUGUGCUGCUCGUGAAGAGGUGGAAGAAGCUGCCAGCAGGAUCCAAGAAAAACUGGAAUCACGUGGUAGACGCAAGGGCAGGACCCAGUCUAAAGACUACACUGAAACCAAAGAAAGUGAAAACCCUGUCUGGAAACAGGAUAAAGGGUAACCAGAUCAGCAAACUGCAGAAGGAAUUUAAACGUCACAAUUCUGAUGCUCAUAGUACCACCUCAAGUGCCUCCCCUGCUCAGUCUCCAUGUUACAGCAACCAGUCAGAUGAUGGCUCAGACACAGAGAUGGCUUCGGGCUCCAACAGAACACCGGUUUUCUCCUUUUUAGAUCUUACAUACUGGAAAAGACAAAAAGUGUGUUGCGGGAUCAUCUACAAAGGCCGCUUCGGGGAGGUCCUCAUUGACACGCACCUCUUCAAGCCCUGCUGCAGCAGUAAGAAGGCGGCACCGGAGAAGCCCGAGGAGCAGCCGCCCGAGCCACUGCCCAUCUCCACGCAGGAGUGGUGACCGAGGCUCAUGCACAGGGGGACAAGGAUUCAGAGGACCGCGGACCCACAGACUGACUCCUGUUCUCAACUCGGACACCUGCUAUUCUGCCAAAAGACAUUUUUAGAAUAGUGUCGAAUGGGUUAUUUCCCCCCACUCCACCAGUUCCACCAAACUCUGAAGCCAGCGUCUAGCUUACUAAGAGAGAAGUGUACAUAAUAUUUAAGAUGCUGAGUGUUUCAUAGGAAAGCUGAAUGCUGCUGUAAAGUGCUCUUUAAGUCUUUUUUAAAAUCCCCUUCUAAUGAAUGAAUUAGGGGAACUUCAGGGGACAGAGAUGGGAUUCGUUGUAUGAUAAACUGUGUGUAGUUUUAGUCUUUCUAUAUUAAGAAGCAGUGGUUGGGGCAUUUCUUAAGAUGGCUGGCUACUCUUGUUUUCCCUCAUACAUUUGCCUAACUAGGUGACAGGUAGUUGCUAAUAAUUUUGAAAUUAUUAAGGUCUUGCCAAGGUUCUGAUGAUUCAAACCUGUACUACUGAUUACUAAGCAGGACAGAUAGUUUUCUGGUGCAAAUACCUUUGAGGAAGUAGUUUUAAACUAUACAAACAAUUAGCUGUGCGUGGUGGCGCAUACCUGUAAUCCUAAUGUAGGGAGGUUGAGGCAGGAGGAUCUCUUGAGUUUGAUGCCAGCCUGAGCUACAUAGUGAGCUCAAAAAAAGUGCUAAGAGGUAGUUUGGCUGCCUGUGUUGUAUCCUGUGUCACCUUCCCUUAUGUCAAUGUUUGAUAAAGACAGCAAGCAGAAUCUACUCCUCCCAAGGAAAGGGCAAGUCCACAGGGUAUGCAGGAUGCUUCAGGUAGUGCUGGGGCCUCACCACACUCACUAUUACCUUGUUUGGUACCAUGCAGGUCUUCAGGAUGGCACACGACAAGGACUGACACUUCCUGGGCAUGUUUCUUAGAGGGCUUGCCACACGUGUAAGUUCGGUGGCGUUGGUUUGGUGACUCCGUUGAAAUCUGCACAAUUCAGUUUCAGCUCUGGAUUACUUCAGUUGACCUUUGUGAAGGUCUUAUCUGUGUAGAGUAGGUGUCUGACUUAGCUUCUUAGGGUUUGUUUUCUCUCUACUUGAAGUAAAAGUUAGUGGAAGAAAGAGGUGUGUGUCAGUGCUAAGCCAGUUGGUUUCGGUUUGGCUUCUUCCCUUUAGGCUUCUGAACAUUGAGAUCAGCCUGAGCGGGGAGCUAGUCAGUUCCAGGAUGUUCAUGGUGGCCUCUCACCAACUCGUGGUCUUCUCUCUGAAAGUUCAGGAGGAAAAUCACACCAGUCAGACUUCUCACAGUGAGAAGAGUGUUCACUUGCCUUACACUAUGCUUGUUUGUUUUCAAAACUGGAUUUCUAAAAUCGGGUAGUGUCAUAUUGAGGAGUGAGCCACUUUCUACAGGCACAUGAAGGUUUUUCACAGCUCUGACUCGAAACGUUUUUUAUUUCUUUUUGGAAAACCCACAUACAAGAGCCACAGUAUGAGAGACCGUAGCAAGAGACAGGUGGCUCUCCAUGGCCUGAGGGAUUGCAAGAGGCCAGCCAUACCAUCCUCCUGAGGUGUUUUGAAAUGGCUUUUUUUUUUUUUGUACAUUUUGGCUGCAGUAUUGGUGGUAGAAUAUAAUAUGGAUCAUCUCUACUUCUGUAUUUAUUUAUUUAUUACUAGACCUCAACCACAGCCUUCUUUUUCCCCUUCCACCUCUCUUUGCCUGUAGGAUGUACUGUAUGUAGUCAUGCACUUUGUAUUAAUAUAUUAGAAAUCUACAAAUCUGUUUUGUACUUUUUAUACUGUUGGAUACUUAUAAUCAAAACUUUUACUAGGACAUUGAAUAAAUUUAGUCUUAUUAGAAAAUAAAA